GUUUCUAUUUUUUGACAGUAUAACACUUAUAACAGAAACGUCAUCCCAUCUGACAGAGUAAAUGUUAUGUCAUUCGGAAGAGUCAAAGUAAAAAAUAUUAACUGUUUGGAGUAACAUAAUUAGCUUUCAAAAAUGAGUGGUGCAACAUCAAAAUUGAACGCCAUCCAGCGUUUGUUCCGUUUCACCGGAAUGGAGAAAGGAAUGGGAAGCUUAUUUGGCUGCGUAAUUGUUGGAUUUAACAUUGGUGCCCUCAUUGAUCGUUCAGACACCAACAGCAUGGUCAUCUUCCGCGAUAAAAGCGCACUGUAUGGUGGUCGCGUGAAAGAAGGCGAUAAACCAAGCUGGCCAUCACAAGAAGUUUACUGGACAUAAAUAAAACGAAAAUACCGCCGACCUGGCAUGGAAUUUCUUUCAUCUGACAGUAAACACGAGAUACUUUGUUGCUUUGAAUGGAUGCCAGUCAAAUCAUAUAGAUAAACUUAUGUAAAAAAAAAAAAUCUGCAAUUAAAAAAAAAUAUCAUAGUUGAAAAAGCCAAAAA
Messenger RNA from Sitodiplosis mosellana (orange wheat blossom midge), 539 nucleotides. RefSeq lists its product as uncharacterized. Lineage: Eukaryota; Metazoa; Arthropoda; Insecta; Diptera; Cecidomyiidae. The record is from RefSeq and is a predicted model, not a curated record. Bases 133 to 372 code for a protein of 79 amino acids. Gene Ontology annotation, cellular component: mitochondrion. The transcript is spliced from 2 exons.